Messenger RNA from Symbiodinium sp. CCMP2592, 786 nucleotides. Lineage: Eukaryota; Dinophyceae; Suessiales; Symbiodiniaceae. The record is from the annotation of a GenBank genome assembly.
AUGCAGCGAAAUGAUGAGCUUUGCAGCGUGGCAGCGCUCCUUCAGCAGGUUGCGGCAGAGACGGCCGCACCGCCAGCAGACGACAGUGGCGAUCGUGCGCUCCAGGAGCUGCGCCUGCGCGCAAAGGCAUCUUCAGCUGAGUUCGCAACUCCUCCUGCCUCCGUAGUCGAGAAGGAACUUCCGAAGAGUGAAAUCUCCAGCGCAGUCGCUGCCUUCCGAGAGUCUCUGCUUGGCACACUGGGGCCAGCCUCAGGGAACGGAGCUUUCGGAGAAGCGGAGGCCAGAUCGACCUCGAAGGUUGCAGCUGAAGAGGAAGCCAAGCCUAAGGCGGAGGAGCCCUCGGAGCAGGAUCUGGUGAUCGAGUCCGUGAAGCGCGCAGAGCGGCCUGGGCCGACUUCCUGGACUUCUCGUGCAAGCACCCUGAGAUCUUCUCGGGAGGCCUCCAGACGCCCGGGAGGUUUCUUCCCAAGCAAGCGAGCCUGGGGCAGCUCAUCAGGAGGCUCCACUACUUGUGCAUCUUCGGCGUUAGCCAGCAGCAGGUCGAUUUCAUUUUCUGCACGACAGGUGGAGUCAGAAGCUUCAGACCUCACAGCAGGUGAGGACGGUUUGGCACUGGCAGGGACCCCUUUGGCUGCCAUCCGUCGACGACGCAAAGGCGCCCAAGAGCGCGGCGAGGAGGCUGACAUCCGAGACUUGCUACGUCGCUUCGAAGCUGGUGUCGGACAGGAGGAGACUUCUCAGACAGAGUCCGGCCCUGCUCCGCGACCUAUGACCUCAGAUGUUUAG